This is a messenger RNA of Quercus lobata, 915 nucleotides long. RefSeq lists its product as uncharacterized. NCBI's taxonomy places the organism in Eukaryota, Viridiplantae, Streptophyta, Magnoliopsida, Fagales, Fagaceae. The coding region runs from base 1 to 915 and encodes 304 amino acids. Gene Ontology annotation, molecular function: nucleic acid binding; RNA-DNA hybrid ribonuclease activity. The record is from RefSeq and is a predicted model, not a curated record. The transcript is spliced from 4 exons.
AUGGCUCAUUUCAAUCGGGAAGAGGGGGAAGCUAUAUGUAAUAUACCUCUAAGUCGAAGGCAAGUCUCUAACUCUGUUUAUUGGAAGCAUAAUAAGGAUGGUAUUUUCACAGUGAAGUCGGCUUACAAGAUUGCCAGAGCUCAAUUGAGGAAGGCAAAUUGGGCUGAAUCAUCAUCAGGCAGUGGUGGUAGUCGGGUGUGGGCUGCUAUAUGGAAGCUACAGAUCCCCAACAAGAUAAAGGAAUGCACAUUAGCGCAGGAUGUUUGGCACGGUAGUGUAAGGGCGUUGCAGAAGUGUGGGAUGGGCCAACUUGAUUUUGUUGCUCUGUUGGAGUAUUUGCUGGAUUGGCUGGACAAAACAGAGGUGGAGCUGUGGUUGGUGCAGGUAUGGCUGAUUUGGAACCAACGGAACAAAGUAGUGCAUGGAGGUAAAUUAAUGGAACCGGACUGGUUGAAUAGGCGUGCAUCUGAAUUGCUUGAGGAGUUCCAGCAGUCACAGGUUGGUUUACAUGCGGAAGUGGAGAUACCCCCACCACAAGCUGUGUACAAGCUCAACUAUGAUGCUACGGUGUUUGAGGAUUCUGCUAGUUCUGGGUUCGGUGCGGUAAUCAGAAACUCUACUGGAGAAGUUAUGGCGGCGAUGACAGUUAAAGGUCCGGCAGUCCAGGGAAGUGAUAUGGCUGAACUACUAGCAUGUCGUAAGGCACUAGAAUUCGCCAUUGAUGUUGGUUUCACGGUGCUUAUAGUGGAAGGGGACAGUGUUAAUGCUACAAGGUGGAUUGCUUCAGGUACAGAGAACCAGUCAGCUAUUGGACAUGUUGUUGGAGACAUCCGGCAUCUGGUAGGAGCUUUGGAGUGGACGACUGUUCCAUCAGUUGCUGUUGAGUAUGUAAACAUUGAUGCUUCCUUGAUUUAA